ACCAUUCUGCUUUCGACCAGGCUGCCUUGUAUACGUGUUUACAGUGCACACAUGCAUCCCACGUCAAAGGGACGUGUUGCAGUUAUAAUAGUUGUCAGUUCACUUCAAGCGAAGUAGAGCACAGUCAUCGUGUUAUUCGGUAAACAUGUGUCAACUUCAAGCCAAACUUGCCGUUUGCACUACUCGGCGGUGACGAGAAUAUUUCCCGCUCAGAGCCUAUAGGCCUACAUCAUGAGCCGGUCGAGGACCUAUCCCAGAGACGAUGCUCAACUGGACUCGGACCCCGCAUCGACUCGCGCCAAGAGCAAGCGCGUGCAGAAGCUGCAAGCCGAGGUGGACGAGGUGGCGGUCAUCUUACACACGAAUGUGGACAAACUCCUGGAACGGGGCGAAAAGCUGGACGACCUGAUGGACCAUUCUGAUGAUCUGAUGGCACAGGCUUCGUCAUUUAAGACAACGUCAAAACAGAUCAAAGCACAUUAUAAAUGGAAGAACAGAUUGUAUAAAGUCAUCGGCGUCAUUGUUGUUCUGCUAAUAAUUGCUGUCAUCGUUGUAUGUAUAAUCAGGCCGUGGGAAACAAGCUGAACACGCCCUAAUGUGGAGCGGAUGGAGAACUUACCUUUUUUGUGUAACGGCUGGGUCUUUGAUUUUUAUCCUUAUGGUUUGAAUUUGCUGGUUAUUUGCACAAAUUGUUUGUUACUUAAAAUCGUCUACGAACAUAUUGUAAUCAUUUUAAACAUGUUUUCCUCGAAAAAAAAACAUAUGAAGAGACUUACUGUAAAGUGAUCAUUUAGGCUAAAAAAAGUCUUCGGUGUCUGGUAUGGAGCUUGCCCCAAAAGUGGUGCGGCGACGCGGCUUUUUUUAAACCGUUUUUUCCCCUUAAAAUGUCGGCUGAUUACUGCAUAUGGUGCCCGACUAAAUCUAGUUUUGAGACAUCACCUGAAAUUGAAUUUUUUUUUUAAAUUUUGCUACGGCGACGCGUGAGCACGCCAGAAACCGGAGACCUUUUUUGGCCUUACGAAAGUCAGAUGUAGGCUUCUUAAACUGUUCGUAACUACGGCGAGUCUUUGACUCGUAAACGCAUUAUCAAUCGCAAGAGUGCCUGCAAAAGAGGGCUUUAUAAAGUCAGUUUUUCCAGGGGGGAAGGGGAUGCCGUUGUUUUGUCACAAAUCGGAAACCGGCGACGUGCGUGUUUUGGUAUGCUUUUGGGGGUCGAUAAUACUAGAAGUACUAUUUACAGGGUAUGUAUAUUGUUGAAUUUUUUUAUGGAAUCUCGUGUCGCUGGAUUUUACAAACUGAUAUUACUUGCGGGGGUAUUCUUUGGUUGCUUUUGACCAGAUAACGGUACGUAUUUGUAGUGUAUGGUAGAUAGAGAGAUGUGGAAUAUAUACGUGGCUCCUGCACAUUCUGUGAGGCACAUCGUUCAUUUUAAACGGCAUAAAGCCCGGUUCCUACUUCAUGCGAAUACGAAGCGAAUUUGACGUCGUGAAACAUUCGCUGCGAAAUUCGCCCGAGUUGAUUAUGUUCGAAUUUUACGAAUUCGCAGCGCGAAUACUUGCCAUGACGUCACAAAUUCGCGUUCGCUCUCACUUUCACGCCCCUAUGAACCGGGCUUAACAUGCGAAGUAUAGCUAUUUUAUUCUUUUAAAGGAGCUGGUUACUUAUUUUUGUUUUGUUUAAUGGUACAUACACUAUCCCCACACUGUCCCUGCUCAAAAUUUGUCGUAUAGACCUUAUCAUGCUGUCACCAUUUCAGUCAUGGUCCCUGUAUCCAAUAACAAUAGUGAAUGAUAAUGUUUUUGUGCAAAAAGGAACCCGACUAUUGUUCCUUCCAGCCUCGCUUUGGUCACGUUGAUUUGAAUGGGAAAAAUCCAACUGCCCGCAACAUGAUAUUGGCAUUAUGGUAUGCUUCUUUGAACUUUGUGGAGUGUGGCCUAGUGGUUAUAGAGUUCGUGACUCCGAGGGGCAGGGGCUCGAAUCCAGCUGCUGGUCAUAAUUAUGUUGUGUCCUUGGGCAAGCCACUUCACCCCACUAGGAGCAUAAAUAGGCACCAGCUGUAGCUGUGGAGUAACCUACGACAGACUGGCAUCCCAUAAAAACAAACUACAGGGUGAGUCAAAAAAAAAAAC
Messenger RNA from Patiria miniata (bat star), 2129 nucleotides. Its product is annotated as vesicle-associated membrane protein 3-like. The record is from RefSeq and is a predicted model, not a curated record. NCBI's taxonomy places the organism in Eukaryota, Metazoa, Echinodermata, Asteroidea, Valvatida, Asterinidae. The transcript is spliced from 5 exons. Gene Ontology annotation, molecular function: syntaxin binding; SNAP receptor activity. Gene Ontology annotation, cellular component: SNARE complex; plasma membrane. The coding region runs from base 232 to 585 and encodes 117 amino acids. Gene Ontology annotation, biological process: SNARE complex assembly; vesicle-mediated transport; vesicle fusion.